GGGGUGGAGGGAAGGGGGAGGGAACUAGAGGAGGAGGAGGUUAGCCAAGGCAGCUACAGCGGCGGCGGCGCAGGGGCUGGUACGCGCUGGGCGGCGAGAGCCUCAUGGCGGAGGAAGAGAGCGACCAAGAGGCCGAACGCCUCGGAGAAGAGCUCGGGGCCAUUGUGGAGUCCCCUCCAGGCUCUGCGGGGCUUGGAGCUGCGGACCACGGCAGAGGCGGCGCUGGCGGUGGCAGCUGCGGUAUCGGCGGCUUUGGGAUCAGCAGUCGGGAUUACUGCCGACGCUUCUGUCAGGUGGUUGAGGAUUAUGCUGGAAGAUGGCAGGUCCCUUUGCCACAGCUUCAGGUUCUUCAGACUGCACUCUGCUGUUUUACAUCAGCCAGUGUGUCAUUCCCAGAUGAAUGUGAGCACGUACAAUAUGUUUUGAGUAGUCUUGCUUUGAGUUUCUUUGAGUUGCUGCUGUUUUUUGGAAGAGAUGAGUUUUAUGAAGAGCCCUUAAAGGAUAUUCUUGGAUCAUUCCAGGAAUGCCAGAAUCACCUCCGCAGAUAUGGAAAUGUGAAUCUGGAACUGGUGACUCGAAUCAUUAGAGAUGGUGGCCCAUGGGAAGAUCCAGUGUUGCAAGCUGUUCUUAAAGCCCAGCCAGCAUCUCAGGAGAUAGUGAACAAAUACUUAAGUUCUGAAAAUCCACUGUUCUUUGAACUGCGUGCCAGAUACCUAAUUGCUUGUGAACGCAUACCUGAAGCAAUGGCUCUCAUUAAAUCUUGUAUAAAUCACCCCAAAAUCAGUAAAGACUUGUACUUCCAUCAAGCACUCUUCACCUGUCUGUUUAUGUCACCUGUAGAAGAUCAGCUAUUCCAGGAGCAAUUACUGAAAACUGACUGUAAGAAUGGAAUUGAUAUCAUCUGUAACACUGAAAAAGAAGGCAAGACUAUGUUAGCCUUGCAACUCUGUGAAUCCUUUCUUAUUUCACAGCUCCAGAGUGGUGCUAUGUACUAUAUCUGGGAGUUGAUUUUCAUAUGGAGUAAACUUCAGCUUAAGUCUAAUCCUUCAAAACAAGUUUUUGUAGAUCAAUGCUACCAGCUUUUAAGAACAGCAACUAAUGUGAGAGUCAUAUUUCCUUUCAUGAAAAUCAUUAAAGAUGAGGUUGAAGAAGAAGGCUUACAAAUUUGUGUUGAAAUUUGUGGUUGUGCUCUACAACUAGACCUUCAUGAUGAUCCCAAGACUAAAUGUUUAAUUUAUAAAACAAUUGCACACUUUUUGCCAAAUGAUUUAGAGAUCCUCAGGAUUUGCGCACUGUCAAUAUUUUUUCUUGAGCGCUCCUUGGAAGCUUAUCAUACUGUUGAAAAGCUUUACAAACGUCCAGAUGAAGAAUAUAAUGAAGGCAUAAGUAGUGUUCAAAAUCGUGUUCGUUUUGAAUUACUUCCAAUUUUGAAAAAGGGAUUGUUUUUUGAUCCUGAAUUCUGGAACUUCGUAAUGAUUAAGAAAAACUGUGUAGCAUUACUGAGUGAUAAAUCAGCAAUUAGAUUUCUAAAUGAAAGUACACUGGAAAAUUGUGCAGGUAAUCUAAAAAAAGCAGUAGAACACCAAGGUAUAGAUGAAGGGCUUGAUUCUCUUACAGAUCAGAGCACUGGAGAGCUUGAUCCAGAUGAUAUAUCUGGAGUGCAACCUAAAGGUCAUAUUAAUACAAAGAAAAACCUUACGGCUCUUAAUACUUCCAAAGUAGAUCACAGUGUCCCAAGGCAUCGGUGUAUGUUAUGUAACAAGGAAUUCCUAGGGGGUCACAUUGUAAGGCAUGCCCAGGCUCAUCAGAAAAAGGGCAGUUUUUCAUGUGUAAUAUGUGGUAGAAAAUUUAGAAACAGAGGACUUAUGCAGAAGCAUUUAAAGAAUCAUGUUAAGAAAAUACAGAGACAGCAGAUUGCUGCAGCUCAACAGGAGGAUCAGGAAAUCCCUGCUUUGGAAGAAAUAAAUUGUUCUGAUACUUUAAUUUCAUUUGAAAAUGGGAAUUCUGAUAAUAAAGAUUUGGAAGUAGAGACUGUUACUGCUUCCAGCCCUUCGCAUGUGGCUGAAAUCAUUAAAAGUCCCAUAACCAUAUCAGAAGAUGUUACUGAAAACAUCAUUGAAAAUGGCAGUCCUGAUACUUCUUUAAAUAAUAUCUCAAAUGUUGUGGAGCCUUUACCUGUAUGUGGUGAUUAUGAGGAGGAAGAGGAUGAAGAAGGUGAUUAUGAAGAAGAUGAUUAUGACCUGAAUCAGGAAACUUCAGUACUUCAUAAAAUCAAUGGAACUGUGUGCCAUCCAAAAGACAUAUAUGCUACAGAUCAAGAAGGAAACUUUAAGUGCCCUGCUCUUGGCUGUGUCAGGAUAUUUAAAAAAAUUGGAUUUCUAAAUAAACAUGCAAGGACUGUACAUCCAACUGACCUAAAUGUGCGGCAAACAGUAAUGAAGUGGAGCAAAGGAAAAUGUAAAUUUUGUCAAAGGCAAUUUGAAGACUCUCAACAUUUUAUAGAUCAUCUUAAUAGACACAGCUAUCCAAAUGUGUAUUUUUGUUUGCAUUUUAAUUGCAACGAGUCAUUUAAGCUGCCAUUCCAGCUUGCUCAGCACACAAAAAGUCACAGGAUAUUUCAAGCUCAGUGUAGUUUUCCAGAAUGUCAUGAGCUUUUUGAAGAUCUUCCUCUGCUAUAUGAACAUGAAGCUCAGCACUAUUUAAGUAAAACACCAGAAUCAUCUGUACAACCAAAUGAAGCAAUUCUUUGGGAUGUUCUUACAGACUCAAAUCCUAACCAUCAGGAGAAAGACUCAUCUAGUAAUGAGAAACAAACUAUUAGUCCACCAGUUUCUACUAGCAAAUCAAGGAAAGAUUCUACAGAACCAAAGACGUGUACAGAAAGUAUGGAAAAGAAAACAGACAAUUUAGUUCAGAAUGGUAAUGAUCAUUCUGAUGACACUGUUUCUGAUACAAGUUUGAUAGACCAAAAGAUGCCUGACACAGAGCCAAAUUCUGAAAAUAACUGUAAUAUUAGUGAUUUAGUCAAUGGACACAACAGAAUAGAGCAGACACCUGUAGUUUCAUCAGAUCCUGCUUUGAAAAUUGAUACAAACAGAAUCAGGACAGAAAAUGGUUCUAUUUUACCCAGUGUUGUACCACAAGAACACAAUACCCUGCCAGUAUCUCAGGCACCUUCCAAACCAAAUCUGACAAGUGAACAUACUUCAUAUGGCUUAAUUUUAACAAGGCCCUAUGUCAGACCACUGCCUCCCAGUUACCUUGAUGAACAGUACCUUAGUAUGCCAAAACGCAGAAAAUUUCUGACUGAUAGAGUAGAUGCCUGUUCUGAACAAGAAAACAUUUGUAAAAAAUCAGUGAAAAGAUUAAGAUGUGGCAAAUGCCUGACCAUCUACUGUAAUGCAGAAGCACUUGAGGCUCACCUUGCACAAAAGAAAUGUCAGACACUCUUUGGAUUUGAUUCAGAUGAUGAAAGUGCCUGAUAAAAAAUGUUUCAGAAAGAUCUGUCGAUCAAGCAGUAGUGUGAAAAAAGCACUACAAGAAAUGCAUCACCAGUUUGCUAUUUCCCUGAUGGCCUUAAUUUUAGAGCGGUCUUGGAUUACUAAAGAUAAAGACAAAGCACAUUUUCUAAAUGAGCUCAAAGAGGAGAUGUGCUAGUUUAGACUCCAAAAGGGUUAUUACAAAACUCCCAAAGUACCAGUUAUCCAGAAAACCACAUUUGUAUAAAAAUUGAUGAUGAAUAGCAGCAUGCUCAGUUCUUAUGUGAGAAACAUGUUCAGGCAACUAGUCAAAUAGAAAAACCAGCUAUGGCCUUACAGAAAGGGAAAAGUUAACCCAUUAUUUAAAAAAGGGGUGGUGGGGGGUGUUGUUUUACAAUAAACAAAGUAUUCUACAAAUGGGAUUUGUUUUCUUGUCAUGCAUAAUCAGAUUAUAUCCUCCCUUCUGCUCAAAUAUGGUUUAAGGAACCAUUGCUACUGGGUUUAUUAUAAUUUGGAAACUGAUACAUGAAAAUAAAACUUGGUUUACCACCAUGUUAUCCAUAAAAGAUUAUAACUUGUUCCUAGAGAUGACUGAUUAGACAGAUCAAAGUUUAAAGAAUAGCAUGCUUAAAACAGUAUUUGCUAAUAAGCUCUUGAUAAAAACCUUCCGUUUUCCAUUUUUUGUAAUUGAGUUAUAUUUAAAAUGCAACGGUGUCAAUUAAAUAGAAAAAGUACCAUCAGUAACUUUGGAGAACGACUGGAAGAAUCUAAGACCAUUAAAGGCUAUCUAGUUAAAGGAAAACACUGAAUUGCCAAUUCCUCAAUGUGAAUAAUGGUAUAAGCACACUGGGAUAUUUCUAUUUGUACAUAGAGUAGUGUUAGGACAUUGCUUGAUGAUUCAUAGUAAGGUCCUUUAGACUUUAAUGUGAGUUAUCGAAGAAUAGUCCUAUAAAAAUAACUGGCUGUAAAAGAAAUGUCAGUUAAGAAUCAGGUCAAGAAAUCAUUGAUUUUAUUCAGUUUGGAGAGUUAAGUCUAAAAUAAGCCAUACUACUCAUGCUUUCUUAUUUAUUAGUGAAGAAUUUGGUCUGAAUGGUAAUUUUUAUAUAUAAAAUAUUUACACAAAUUUGCACGAGAAGACCAAGACACAGUAAGUUACACUGAUUUAUUUUCUUUGAUGACCAGAAAUUUCCCUGAGGAUUUUAACCUUAGUCAAUAAAUUGCUAAAACAAAAAUGUUAUUAAAAAUACCCUCAGAUUUGUUCCACUUAUACAUUCUCUAAAAGAGGAAGCUUAUAUACCAUCUUUUACCUAAUCGUGUGUUAAUCUAUACCAGGACUAACAUGAACAAAAAUGCAACGGUAAAUUUUUCAGAACUGGAGCUACCAAUGUACUAACAUCAAUCAGAUAUUCCAGUUACUCCCAACUGAUACAUUUUUGUUCAAAGCAGAUAAUCUUAUCAGACCAUAUUAUGAUAGAUUUUUGGAUAUUAAAGCUUGAAUGAAGUUACUAAUGAAGUGGGACAUUUUUUCUGGGGGAGCAUCUGGACUUUAUUAAAUUAGGAUUUCUAGGUCAUAAUAAAUACCCCCCCCCCCAAAAAAAAUAGUUACCUAUUUUAUUUAUUUAUCAUGGGCAUUCACUACUAUGCAAUUGAUAGUCAUAAGUCCAUUCCAAUCAAAUUUAGGUUUGUUUUUGUUCUGUUAUUAUAUAGCCUACAUUAGGCUGUGGAAUUUACAUUUAAAUAAUGUAAAUAAACACAAUUCAAUCUUAAAAUCCUUAAAGGUCAACUUUAAAGUUUUUUUUUAACAUACUUGUUAACACUUUAGUUCUAUUUCAGUUCAGUCUAAAAUACAUCAUGCAAUAAAAAGUCUGUUUGGAAAUUAGUUCAUUUGGAAAAUGAAUUUUUUAAAAUUAUAAUUUCUGCUCUGUACUUUCUCCAGAAGUUUUAAAAUUACAACUUUACAUUUUAUCAUAUUUUUAACUUUUUAUUUUUUGUAAGUUGUAACUAUUGACAUAAGUCCACAUCUGCAGAUUAUUUUUAUUCAUUUUGUAGUUCAUACCAAGAUGUUUUAAACAUAUUCCAGUUUUUUUUUAAUUUUGAUGUUUUAUUUCUACAUUUGUGUUGCUGAAGGAAAACUUUCUGAAAUGCUGAGAUCAAAUUCAUUUAUACGUAACUAGAUCAAGGAAUGUUUUAUAAAAUUCUAUUUGACCACACUGUUCUAACCUCUUUAUAUACUUCUCAUAUAAUUGCUAUUGAAAGAAUGUGUACAUUUUAUUAUGUAUGUCUUAUAAAAAAUAAACUUAAUCAUUUUGCCUUUAUUGGGUGCAUAAACUUCCAACAGUUCUAAUUUGGGAUUUAGAAGAAAAUGAAGCUUUCUUAUUCCUCAGAUUCUUCUCUUUCCUUUCUGUUCCUUCUAUUUUGAGGGUGUUUAUCUUACAUGGACCAAGUUUCAGUCCUUUGUUUUUAAAUAAAAAUUUCUUGCAAAACAUUAAGUAUUAACUUUCUGCUGUUUCAGUAAGGUCAAAAAAAUAGCAGAUCUGAAUUUUUGCUGCUCAGAUACAGAGGAGGCAGAACGGGGAAAUCUCCGUGGAAAAGGACACUGGUACUUUGGGCUUUAGCCAUAUUCUUUUUCUUUUAAAACCAUCAAUUACAUAAUGAGUAGAUACUUUAUAACACUGAAUUUGUGAUUCUUUGCAAAUCACACUUGAAGGUUCAGCUGUACUCCUUUCAUGUUUGGUUUAAACUUUUAUGGAUGAAAAAUGUAAAAGGGAUGGUAGUGUUUAUUUUUUAAUUUAUUUGGUACUGUAAAACACCUUUUCAGAAUGACUAAAUGCUGCAUAUGCAUUUUGGAAUUGUUAAUAUGUGAAAGAUACUAGAGAUUCAGCAAGAAAGGAAAAUUGUGCUUCCUUGUUGAACAUUAUUUUACUUUGCAUUUUAUAAGAGUACAAAUUAAAACUGAGCCAUUGAACUGCAAUAAAUCAACAAUAGUGUCUCAUUUCAAGAAGUUUUUUAUACUGUACAUAGAUUUGUUCAAUAAAACAUUGUCCUUGUUGGUAAUGAAGUGUUCAGUUUUAUGUAGUACAUUCCUUCUAAAGGAAUUAGGCUUCAGAUAUAUAAAGUAAGAAAUUUCUAUUACAUUUCAUAAGAGAAUGAGGUAUUUGUUAGUUUUGCCAUAUUCAGAUUGUUGAAUGACUUUUAGAAACAUAGAUAUAAAAGCUUACAUAAAGUAAGAUAUUUUUAGACAUAAUUUUAACUUAUGCUCAUAUGGAGGAAUUAGAGGUUGACAAAAUGCUGGUUACUACCGUCAUUCCUGUACCUGCAAACUUAGUGGGUGGAAGAUACAACUUCAGAGCUCUCCAAAAGCAAGACAGUGGAUGGACUUAUUGAUACUGGUAACUCUUCAAAAAUAAAGAGCCUCUGGUGGAACUUAAAAAAACAAGACUGAAGUCACUUAGAAAUAUGAUGUAAAUGAUGAAAAUUACUUCCUACAGAAGCAUUUCAGUGGGAAAAUGUGUAAGCCAAUCUGUGUCUAAAAGUUGCUUUUUGUUUUUUGGUUCACUAACAGGAAAAUCUAUAUUAUUUGCUGUAACUGACAACUGGAAAAAAUGGGGGCUGAAGUAGAAAAACAGUCUCUUUGAUGCCAGGAGAUAGCUCUGCAAAUGGAAGAACAGACACAGUGUUACAGUUAUUUGCAC
Molecule: messenger RNA, 7171 nt
Organism: Manis javanica (Malayan pangolin)
Lineage: Eukaryota; Metazoa; Chordata; Mammalia; Pholidota; Manidae
Gene: ZNF654
Product: zinc finger protein 654
Biological process (GO): regulation of transcription by RNA polymerase II
Cellular component (GO): nucleus
Molecular function (GO): DNA binding; DNA-binding transcription factor activity, RNA polymerase II-specific
Source: RefSeq, a predicted model, not a curated record